AUGGACCACCAUAGGCAAGAUAACAAUAUGGAUUUACUACAGGAAGAGGGAAAGGCCGUGUCGGAUGUGCAAGAAGCGACAGUCCUUCAUUGUCCAGACGAGAAAGCGCUGAUGCGGAGGGUUGACUGGCAUCUUCUUCCUCUGAUGUUCACGGCUUACAUGCUUCAAUACCUGGAUAAGGCUGCGCUGGGAAAUACAGCAAUCUUUGGAAUCAUGCAGUCACUGCAUAUGAGCAGUGGACAAUAUUCAUGGGCCUCCAGCGCUUUCUACUUUGGGUUCUUGGUGGCAUCCUAUCCGAUCUCCCUUUGCUUCGUCAAAUUCCCAAUUGGCAAAUUUUUGUCCAUUUCCUUCCUGAUAUGGGCUGUUGUCGUGGCGUGCCUUGGCACAGUAUCCAAUUUUGCCGGUCUCGCGGCCCUUCGUGUCCUCCUUGGGGUUUUUGAGAGUACAAUCAGUCCAGGCUUGUCACUAGUCACUAGUUUGUGGUACAAACGAUCCGAGCAUGCAUCAAGACAUGGCAUCUGGUUCGCAGGAAAUAGCAUUUCGUCUAUUUUCGGCGGAUUGUUGACUUAUGGGAUCGGUCACAUCAACAAUUCAGUUGAGCCAUGGCGAUGGAUCUUCAUCAUAUUUGGCAUUGUCACCUUCGCCUAUGGAAUUGUCUUCUUGAUUUGCUUGCCAGAUGGCCCUCGCAAUGCCCGAUUCAUUUCCAAAGAGGAGGGAGAAUUCAUCCACCAACGCGCUCAGCAGGAGACGCACACCGAGUAUUCAAAGAGGUGGUCGAGAAGUCAAUGUAUUGAAGCGCUCAUUGACCCCAAGACUUGGCUUCUCUUCGUGUAUGCCAUGGGAUCCUGCAUCCCCAAUGGAGGUCUUACAAGUUUCGGAGGCAUCGUUAUUGCCGGGUUCGGAUACUCCAACUUCAACACUAUCCUCGUCUCAUUACCCAUUUCGGUGUUUACUUUCAUUUGGGUUGUUCUGGCCACGAUCAUUACAUCCAAAGUCCGCAAAUCGCGUUGUAUUACCGCUGCUUGUCUAUCGCUCAUAAGUCUAGCGGGCUGUCUUAUGGUAUCUCGAAUCGAUCCCAGCAAAAAGGUGGCUCGAUUAGCCGGUAUGUGGCUAUUUCCUGCAUAUUCCGCUGGAGUUCCUAUUAUACUGAGUAUUAUUGCCUCGAACGUGGGAGGAUAUACCAAAAGAACGACAGUGAGUGCCGUGAUGUUUAUUGGAAAUUGCGCUGGAAAUAUCACUGGGCCUUUCCUCUUUUUUUCCGAUGAAAUGCCCAAUUACGAGAGCGCCUGGAUUGGGAUUAUGAUCUCGCUUGCCAUUGCCUUUGUCGCAAUACUUCUUUUACGUCAAAUACUUCACUUUCAAAACCAGCGCCGCAACAGCCAGCAGAAUGUAAUCAUCGACCCUGAAUCUGGCGAGUCUGAUGAAACCGAAGAACUGGUUGUACUCAGUAAGGAUGAGACUGACUGGGAGAACCCAAAUUUUCGUUAUUAUCUGUAA
This is a messenger RNA of Penicillium nucicola, 1497 nucleotides long. RefSeq lists its product as uncharacterized. Bases 1 to 1497 code for a protein of 498 amino acids. Gene Ontology annotation, molecular function: allantoate transmembrane transporter activity; dipeptide transmembrane transporter activity. The record is from RefSeq and is a predicted model, not a curated record. Gene Ontology annotation, cellular component: plasma membrane. The transcript is spliced from 7 exons. Gene Ontology annotation, biological process: tripeptide transport; transmembrane transport; dipeptide transport. NCBI's taxonomy places the organism in Eukaryota, Fungi, Ascomycota, Eurotiomycetes, Eurotiales, Aspergillaceae.